AAACGCCGUAAGGCUAAUUCUCGAAGACAGUUUGAACGCCCCACUUAAUUAUAAUGUCUCCCAUGAGUUCCUUGUUAUGGGGGAUUUUAUUCCUCGUGUGUCUCGUGAAUUUCGGGAGCGGUGGAAUUUUGGAUUCUGAUAGGGUGACCGAGUUCACGAUUUCGAAACCCCAGAGAGUUCACUAUGGGUCUCUCAGCCUGGAAGCCACCAGAUCGCUCUUCGAAAGUUUUGCUGACCAGUAUGGCAAAUCAUAUGUCAGUCGGGCACAUAAAGAGAAGAGAUUCGAAAUUUUUAGAGAAAAUUUAAAGCAGUAUGACGCGAAGAAUGCUGCAGACAAAGGAUCGGCCGUCUAUGGCAUCGACAAGUUCUCCGAUUGGACUUAUGAAGAAUUCAAGCAAAAAAUGGCGAGGUUAAAUGUGAAAGCGCUGAAGGAAGGUAUGAGUGAAACAUACGACGAUCCAUCACUCGAAAAUGUGAGAGCUCCUAAAAACUUCGACUGGAGAGAGAAAGGAGCUGUGACCCCGAUCAAAGCUCAGGGAUCGUGUGGUUCGUGUUGGGCCUUCUCAACAGUGGCUAACUUAGAAGGACUGUACCAAAUUAAGUACAAAACUUUGGAAACUUUUUCAGAACAACAACUCGUUGACUGUGAUCCUAAGUCGGAUGGGUGCAAGGGAGGUUUUAUGGAGAACGCCGUCAACUAUAUAAAAGAUGCUGGCGGGUUGCAGCUCAACGCGACAUACCCGUACGUGGCCCGCGACCAGACAUGCCGUUUUGACAAGAAUCUGGCCGUUCUCAAAGUGAAGAAAAACGUUAUGCUGCCCCCACGGAAAGAAAAAAAAAUGGCAGCUUAUAUUUUCAAAAAUGGGCCCAUCUCUAUCGCUCUUGAUUCAUUCGGAAUGUGGGGCUACCGUGGUGGGAUUGCACAUCCUUCUGAAAGCGGUUGUAGCAAAGAGCUGAAACUAGCUGACCAUGGAAUUGCAUUCGUCGGCUACGGAGUACAGGUGGAGAAGGUACAAGGAAAAGUCAAACGCACUCCAUUCUGGAUCGGGAAAAAUAGCUGGGGUACGCAUUUGUGCGACAAGGGCUACUUCUACGUAUACAGAGGUGAUAACACGUGUGGAGUGGCCAAUCUCCCGAGCUCAGCUGUCCUCCUGUGAGAAAAGACGGAGGAGGAUCCAAAGAGUCUGAAAAUAGCUGAAGAAAACCACCAUUUAUUUUCUUCCUAGAAGCCUAUUUGUGUUAAUUAGAAAUAAAUCAAUAAAAUAAUUUUGGCAGGAAAA
Messenger RNA from Bemisia tabaci, 1280 nucleotides. RefSeq names its product cathepsin F. NCBI's taxonomy places the organism in Eukaryota, Metazoa, Arthropoda, Insecta, Hemiptera, Aleyrodidae. The record is from RefSeq and is a predicted model, not a curated record. Gene Ontology annotation, biological process: proteolysis. Gene Ontology annotation, molecular function: cysteine-type peptidase activity.